AUGGAUCCCACCACCGAGUUUGAGAUCGAUACCAUGAUCCUAGACUACAUUUGCAGCAAAGCGAUACUCGAAACAAUCACAAAACGAGCAGAAGAACUAGCGGGGCGACCGCCGAUUGAGGAGACGAAUAUCCUGACUCUAUUUGACACAUGGAAAACACUCUCAUCAACAAAACAUGCAGAGAGGCAGAUAUCGCGCGACUUGCAGGCCAAACUACAGUUGAUCACCGUCGCAGUGCUAUUUGUUUACCGUUUUCGCAAGUCGAAAUGGAGCGCUCCGCGACCACAGCGCGACGAGCAGCACGGCGACACAGCAUCAGUAGAAGUAGAGGACACGGAUUUCCAAGUCUUGCUAAACAACGUCGAAAUACCACUGCAAGAACGUGCCGCAGACAGAUAUCAAAUGACAUCAUUAUUAGACAUACUACCAGACUUCAAAAAACUUUGCGCGAUGCUAUCAAACAUUCUGUCACCAGAGACUUGCAUGCACCUCGCUGCGAGAUUCAUGCUCCAAUCCGUCCUCGAACAGCAUGUUGUUUUCGGAAAAGUCUCGACCGAUCUUAUUGAAGACUCAUUUUCAUGGCAAUCUGCCGACCACCCGUGGUCAAAUGUGAGAUCAUCCUAUCUUGCGAUACUGCAACCGCCCGCCGAAGAAGAGUCGCGUCUAGAAGCGCAUAUUGCGCGCGUUGCGCAGCAGUUUCCGGCCUUCGAGUUUGAAGCCAUGAUCAUAGCCCGUCUCCGUGAGAUCCUUGAUGAGCUGGAAACGCCGAUGCUUGUGAAACUGGAGACGGGGCAGUUGGGGGAUUGGGAUCCUUCUUCUUUCAGGUUGAGUAAUAUUGGGCCGUUAACGCAGCUGCAGCGAGAGUCGUCGACGAGUAGACAGGAUAGUUGUUAA
Talaromyces rugulosus is the source of this 894-nucleotide messenger RNA. RefSeq lists its product as uncharacterized. The record is from RefSeq and is a predicted model, not a curated record. Bases 1 to 894 code for a protein of 297 amino acids. The transcript is spliced from 2 exons. Lineage: Eukaryota; Fungi; Ascomycota; Eurotiomycetes; Eurotiales; Trichocomaceae.